GUUUAUCACCAACAAAUAAAGAUUCAACACUUAUGAAUACAUCUUCAAAUUUGAAUAUGACGCAAACAGCUACAUCUCAUCAUGAACAAUAUCAAUCAAUUAAUGACGAUCUUUUUCUAGCAUUAAAUGAUGUUUCAUCAUCAGUUAAUAAUAUGAUAUCAUCAUUAACAUUUUCUAAGACAGUUACAAAUUCAACGCAUGAUUGUAUAUAUCCAUGGAGGAGACCAGAAUUUAAUUUUGAACAUAAACGUAGCCGAACAGGUUAUAUACAUCAUCAACGACGUGAAUUAGAAAGAGAAUUUCAUAUUAACAAAUAUGUACCACGUUGGCGACAAAUUGAAAUUGGUCGUAGGCUUGCAUUAACUGAACGACAAAUUAAAAUUUGGUUUCAAGCCCGUCGACUGAAAUGGAACCAUGAUAGAGUUAAAUCACGCAAUAAUCCACAUGUUGAACUCGAAGCAAAGGCAACAAAUCAUGGUCGAAAUCAUCAUUCAUAUGCUAUAUGA
Messenger RNA from Rotaria sordida, 506 nucleotides. NCBI's taxonomy places the organism in Eukaryota, Metazoa, Rotifera, Eurotatoria, Philodinida, Philodinidae. The record is from the annotation of a GenBank genome assembly.